This is a messenger RNA of Sinocyclocheilus grahami, 882 nucleotides long. Its product is annotated as probable ATP-dependent RNA helicase DDX59. NCBI's taxonomy places the organism in Eukaryota, Metazoa, Chordata, Actinopteri, Cypriniformes, Cyprinidae. The record is from RefSeq and is a predicted model, not a curated record.
AUGGCAUACAUAAGCGCAGCCUUCUGCAUUUCAAUAGUAACUAUCAUCCAAACUGUUUUCAUAGUUUGCAGCAGAACUGUUAAACGACUGUGUUCCCAACCAGCAGCAUCCACCUCCGAAACAAUAGCUAACCGCAUUCAUUGUGUUUCGUCUGCUCGUUCUGAGGCAGAUAGCAUGCUGAAGAUGGGAUUCCAGCAACAGGUCCCUGAAGAGCAUCAGACGCUGUUGACUUCAGCCACCAUUCCCACAGGAACAGAACAGCUAGCGGCCUCUCACCCGUGACCCCGUGACCCCGUGAGCAUUACCAUCGGUCAGAAGAACCAACCCUGCACCAACGUCCGUCAGGCAGUCCUCUGCGUGGAGGAGCCGUCAAAGAAAAAGAAGCUCUUUGAGAUUUUAAAUGACAGAAAGCUUUACCAGCCACCAGUAGUUGUGUUCGUGGACUGCAAACUUGGGGCUGAUUUGUUGUGUGAAGCUGUGCAAAAGGUCAUGGGAUUGAACGCAGUUGCGAUCCACUCGGACAAGCUGCAGUGGGAACGCAACAAAAUUGUAAAGGGUCUUCUCGAGGGCCAGUUUGAAGUGGUGGUCAGCACUGGGAUUCUCGGUAGAGGACUGGACCUGGUCAAUGUGAAGCUGGUAGUGAACUUUGACAUGCCAGCUAACACGGAUGAGUAUGUUCAUCAGGUAUGACGUGCUUCAUGAAUACACUGGUGCUUCUCAUUUCUUUAAGGAAUCAUUCAGAUUGGUCGAGCGGGUCGGCUGGGCCACAGAGGCACCGCUGUCACCUUCAUGAAUAACAACAACAAGCGGCUGUUUCUGGACAUUGUGAACCGAGUGAAACCCACGGGCUUCAUCCUGCCGCCACAGCUCCUCAACAAACAA